Messenger RNA from Diaporthe amygdali, 1047 nucleotides. RefSeq lists its product as uncharacterized. The coding region runs from base 1 to 1047 and encodes 348 amino acids. The record is from RefSeq and is a predicted model, not a curated record. The transcript is spliced from 3 exons. Gene Ontology annotation, molecular function: DNA-binding transcription factor activity, RNA polymerase II-specific; zinc ion binding. Gene Ontology annotation, biological process: regulation of DNA-templated transcription. Lineage: Eukaryota; Fungi; Ascomycota; Sordariomycetes; Diaporthales; Diaporthaceae.
AUGUCCGACUUCGACGACCUCAGGGACGACGCCGCCGCCGCCGCCGCCCACCCCGGAGAUGCAGAUGCGGCUGCCUCGGUCGCCGGCGACUCGACCGCCGCCGCCCCUGUCAACCCCCGGAAGCGCAAGAAGUCAUCACGCGCCUGUGACUUCUGCCACGUGAACCAUCAGCCUUGUGACAAUGCAAAGCCACGGUGUGGCUAUUGCGAGAGACACAACAAGUCAUGUCUGUACCUUCGGCCCCAGAAGAAAAGAGGCCCUGCUCAGGGCUACCGGAGUGCUCUGCACACCCUGAGGGAGAGUGCCGCCGCCUGGGGCGCCGCCCUCAACCUCAUCCCAAGCCUGGGCCCGGUCGUUGAGGGCUACCUGAAGCAGCCCGAGGGCAAGAGGCUCGUCAAGGCCAUCAGGGAUCCAGCCCAGCAGGAGUUCUUCAUUCAGGCAUGGCAACAGAGCGGCGUGUUCAAGACCUUCUUCGGCGAUGAGGCAUCAGGGGAAAAACGAAGCAUCACACCAGAUGCCGCUGCGCCUACCUCUACAGCUCCUGGCGCGGUGCCUUCCUUACCGCAACAGUCACUUCUUCCAAACCCUGAGCCGACUCCGGAUCCCAUACCGCCUGCACCAAGCUCUAUUAUAUCACCUUCCCGGCCGCCAGUACCACAACUCGCCCAAACCCCUCAGCUUGACACAAUUCCCAUGCCCAAGUUCGACAGCAGUAACCCCUUCAACUUCGUCCCAACCCCUUCUCCCUCUUCCCAGGAUGGCAACAGCAGACCAAGGCAGCACAGCAUGAGUGGUCGGCCGAGACCCAGAGCAGAGUCAAUAUCGUUAUCUGAUAUAGUGGCAAAGGACGCCGCAAGAUCUUCUCUUGGAUUCACCCAAACCUUAGGCUCACUUGGUUUCGCUCCAAAUGAGACCCUCGAGGAUUUCCUAGACAUGAGCUUCAACCCCGAACCGCUGGAACAACCGCCCGACCAAGAUCCUUUUCUAGGGAGUGAGCAGGAUCAGAAGGCUUACUAUGAACUGCUCAUGGGGAAACGGUUCGGCUGA